UGUGUACAAACGUGUGGACGGGUUUGAAACUGAAUUCGUCCUCCUCUUUCAACCCGAGCAAAAUUUUGUCUUAUGACUUUCUACUUUAACAACCCAUAGUGAAAAUAUCUGAAUUUCCAAUUUCUUCACUGAUAACCGUUAACAUUUUCCUCCAUCAGACUUUUGUUAUUUUAGCAUUAAGGAAUCUUUGUUCUGUCUGUUGGUCUCUGGAAAAUAAUUUCGUAAUAAGUCCAUACUGUCCUGCCAGAUAUGAAACUCACCAGCUUUCCACCGUCUUCGGGAGUCGCUGUUCAGCCAAAUGUACGGUGUUUAAUCGGAUUGUAUGGAUCUCUUAAGGAUUCCAGUUUUGAAAACCUCAAUCGACUAGUAGAAGAAGAUCAAGAUGAACAAGAGAUUUUGCGAUAUGCGAUAAGUCACGAAGAGUCUGAUGAGGUUCGGUUUUUAGUUGGAUCUCAGUCUUUGAAGCCACAAGGUAGUCAGAUCACUUUAGUAACACUUGUGGAGUCAUUAGAUAUUGAUUUGAAGAAACAGACUUUUGCACAUCCAAAUGGAGAGGUUACUUCAUUAGUCGCAUUAGCAUCUAAACCAGAUUGCUUUAUAUCAUUAUCUGCGUCAUAUUCAAGCGAACGACCAGAACUUCGUCAUAGUGCUCGACUAUGGAGAAUACCUGAUCUUAAUGAAAAUUUAUUGGACGAUGCAAAAAUCGAUUCAAAUUUAUCAAAAUCACCAGUAGAUUACAAUAAUUCAUCUACAUUGAAUAAUUCAUUGGAUUAUGUAACUACACUACCAUUGGAUAAAUAUUAUAGCAUUAAAAGGAUUACAUCACAUCCAUCGAGUACAUGCUCUGAUUUAGCGUGUGUUGUCGGACCACCUAUUGAAAUGCCUGGUUCAGGUGCUUAUUCUUCUCUUAUGACUACUACUACAACAACAAGUUAUUUAGUUAUACUUCAAGCUCCAUCAAAUUCAAAUUCUGGUGAUUAUCAAAUUAGUACAAGUGUUCAAUUAUAUUUACCACCUUCAUCUCCUAGUGAUGGUUUACGUACAAAUAUGAAAUCAUCCACUGGUUGUUUAUCAGCUACUGCAUCACCUAAUUCUAUUCGAUGGUCUCCACAUGAACAUUUAAAUCAACUUGCUAUAGCUUUUGAUAAUGGUAUAUUAGGUUGGGAUGUUCGAUCGAUGAAGCCUUGUUUCUGGAUGGAAAAUGCCCACUGGCCGUGUGUUAGAGAUAUUGAUUACAAUCCUCAUCGCCCUAACUUGUUAGUAUCUGGUGGAGACGAUGGAAUCAUGAGACUUUGGGAUCUUCGUUAUUUACGCACAAGAUAUCGCUGUCUAUCUAAUGCUGCUUCUGUAACAACAACAAAUACACCUAUUUCAAAUGCAUCUGAAAAACUUAUGCAACACGGCACGGAACCAACUGUUCAACCUUUGUUUGCAAUUGCAUCUCAUUCUCAUUGGAUUUGGUCAGUACGCUAUCACCCCACACGAGACCAACUUGUUCUCUCUUCAGGAAGUGAUGGUCGUGUUUGUUUAUACAAUUUACCUAGUUAUUCAUCUGAUGCUCUUCUUAAUAAUGACAUGAAUCAACAGUCAACUAAUGGUCAUAAUCAAAUAGAAUAUCAAGAUGAACCUGACAACCAUUCAUCUUGUUCUCAUGAAGAUGAAGCUUACAGCAAUGAAGACGGUCUAAUUGCUCGUUUAGAACAACAUGAAGAAAGUGUAUAUGCAGCUGAAUGGAGUCCAGUUGAUGCAUGGUAUUUUGCAUCAAUUAGUUAUGAUGGCAAUUUCCUCUUAAAUCGUGUUCCCGAUCAAAUUAAAUUGAAUAUUUUGUUACAAUCCAAUGACUAUUGAAUUAUUUCUUGUAAUUGUUCUCUCUGUAUCCUGUUGGAUUGCCCUUUUAAUCAUUGAUGCAUUUCUUUUUCUCUUUUGAUACUGCUACUUAUAACACGAAUUUAAUUUGGCUGUGAUAAUUAAUCUAAUCAAUCUUUUGUAUCAGUUUCACUAAAUAAUAUAAACAUGGAUACUUAUUGACGAAUA
Molecule: messenger RNA, 2034 nt
Organism: Schistosoma turkestanicum
Lineage: Eukaryota; Metazoa; Platyhelminthes; Trematoda; Strigeidida; Schistosomatidae
Source: the annotation of a GenBank genome assembly